AUGCGUCGUAACUCGGCAUCGGAAGGUCUCCUUCGCAAACAAAAGCUCAAUGCCCAUACAUGCGCCGUGCUUGCUGUGUUGGGGUUCGGUUCUUUGACAUAUGGCUACACAGCAAGUAUUAUUGGCACUACGUUGGGUCAACCUUCCUUCAUUGAAUACUUCGACCUCGCAACCCGUUCCAACGGAACCGACUUGAUAUCCACGAUGAACGGUCUUUUUCAGACCGGGGGCGUGAUCGGAACAUUGUUACUACCAACAGUUGCGGACAGAUGGGGUCGCAAAUGGGCCUGCGCGGUGUCUGCCAUUCUUUCUAUCGUGUCCGGAGCUAUCAUGGCAGGCAGUGUCAAUGUCGGCAUGUUCAUCGCCUUUCGCUUUGUAGCUGGUGCUUCCGCCUUCAUGAUCCUUGCUGCCGUGCCCAUUCUGAUGAACGAGAUUGUGCCGGUCCACAUGCGUGGUGCUCUGGUCGAUGUCCAUGCAGUGAUGCUGGUGCUCGGCUAUACCAUACAAGGCUGGGUUGGAUUUGGUUUCUACUUUUGGCAGAAUGGCAGCACAAAUACUUGGAGGCCCCCCAUUGCAAUCCAGUGCUUCUGGCCAUUGUGCCUAUUGGUCGGUCUAUACUUCGUCCCAGAGUCACCUAGAUGGUUGGUCAUGCAGGGACGCGACGCUGAAGCCGAGGCCGUCCUGUUUAAAUUCCACGCUGAUCCCAGCGAUCCCGACAACACCGCCGCAAAGGCUGAGUUCUACCAGAUCCAAAAGCAGCUCGCGAUCGACAAAACCUUGGGCAACUCGUGGUGGCAUAUCAUGAAGAAGCCAUCGUACCGGAAACGAGCAUUUCUGGCAGUUGGGAUCACUGGAAUCAUCCAAUGUUCGGGUGUCUUGGUUAUCAACAAUUACGGCCCUUCACUCUACAAGUCACUCAACUUCUCGCCGGUCAAACAGCUUCUUUACCCGGCCGCCUGGCUGACAUUUGCCCUGGGCAUGAAUGUCUUGGCAAUGCUAGUGGUGGACCGCUUCCCACGCAACAGGUUCAUCUCUUUUGGCGUUUUGGGUUGCAUGGCCAGUCUCAUUGUGGAAGCGGCACUGGUUGCCAAUUUUGUGCCUUCCAACAACAAGUCUGCGCUCUUGGCGGCAGUGGCCAUGUUCUUCGUAUUCCAGCUGUUUUACGGAUUGUGUCUCGAUGGGACGCAAUUCUCGUAUCUUGGAGAGAUAUUCCCGACCCAUUUGCGGGCCAAAGGCGUUUGCCUCGGUGUUGCCAUGAUCUCGUUUAUGAAUAUCAUUUGGCUCCAAAGCGCUCCUACUGCCUUUGAGAAAAUUGGCUGGAAGUUCUAUCUCUGCUUUAUUAUCCCAGGCACACUCGGCGCGAUCGCCAUGUGGAUAUGGUUCCCAGACACGAACGGCCUGCCGUUGGAGGAAGUUGCCGCCAUCUUUGGCGAUGAGGACGAGGUUGCCAUCUACCAGCGAGAUCUCGAAGUAGACUUCACAACACACACGGUUGUCGACCAUCGUACAAUGGAAGCCGUGAAGAGUACAGAGGUGGCACACUAUGAAGCUGCUUCGCCUGCUGAAAGCGAGAAAGUAGAGGCUUGA
Messenger RNA from Cladophialophora psammophila CBS 110553, 1587 nucleotides. RefSeq lists its product as uncharacterized. The transcript has 5 exons. Gene Ontology annotation, molecular function: carbohydrate:proton symporter activity. Lineage: Eukaryota; Fungi; Ascomycota; Eurotiomycetes; Chaetothyriales; Herpotrichiellaceae. Gene Ontology annotation, cellular component: membrane. Gene Ontology annotation, biological process: carbohydrate transport; transmembrane transport. Bases 1 to 1587 code for a protein of 528 amino acids. The record is from RefSeq and is a predicted model, not a curated record.